Molecule: messenger RNA, 1646 nt
Organism: Urocitellus parryii (Arctic ground squirrel)
Lineage: Eukaryota; Metazoa; Chordata; Mammalia; Rodentia; Sciuridae
Source: RefSeq, a predicted model, not a curated record
UGUGAGAGACCGGUCCCGGUGGGAGGGACCCGGGCUGUGAGGGUCUGAUGGGGGAUCGAGGGGGUGGGGGGCUGGGGAAGUUUCUGGGAACACUUCCCCAGGGGUUGAGCUAAACUAAGGAAAGUUGGUCCAAGACCCAGCACAAAGGAUCUUGUCAUUCCAGUCCUUUCGCCCGCGCAGGGAACGAUGCCUCUGGAGGCGGUGGUGGAGCUGCAGAUCCGGGCGAUUUCUUGCCCGGGAGUGUUCCUGCCAGACAAACAAGAUGUGUACCUCGGGGUUUACCUCCUGAAUCAGUACGUGGAGACAGCCUGCUUUCCCUCUGUGUUCCCUAUUGUGAUUCAGCAAAUCCUGAGAUUUAAAAAGGUAUUUGAAAAUGCAAUAGAUCCUGGAGCUGUAGCAGAACUUUUAGAAAGCUUCCUAGCCAGGUUUGAGUUAAUACAGCUAGUGCCUCCAGUGUGGGAAGAGUUGGCCUACUAUGAAGAAAACACACGAGAUUUUCUUUUCCCUGAGCCUAAGUUGACACCUUCACAUCCUGGAAUACAUAGAGAGGUGCUUAUGAAGACAGCCAUAGGUUUUCCAGGCAUUGCUCCCAAACUAGAGUUUUCUACAAGGACAGCCAUCCGAGAAUGUAUGUUUCUGCAUAGAAACAGAUUUCAUGAAGAAAGAUGUAAGUCACGAAUGCCUUUAUCCACAUCACAUCGACCAGUGUUUCCCUUAAAUAAUAAAAAGAAAAAGCCAAAGGAGAACAGUCCUGAUAGACAGCCCAGAGGCACUCAGCCCCGGACGCCCUCUCCAUAUUCCACCAGACGUUUCUUCCUUGACAAACCAGCUCAGAUGAACCUUGGAAACAACUUCAAAAUCUCUGAAGAAGGGAAGCCUCCUUUUGUGGUUAGACAUGUGGACAGUGCAAAGCCCUUUGGUGAAAAUAGUUCAGAGCAUCAUUCACGAAAGUCUAGAAGAAAAUCUAAGUUUCCAAACUUCCCAUUUCCAAUAAGAAGAGCUUCUUCUCUUGACAGCAUUGCAGCAAACGUAAAGGUUAUCAAAGAGCCAGAUGAACGGAUUGUCUUAAGGAAUGAAUCAUCAUCAAGUUUAAAUUCAAGUAAGUUUGGAAAGCCCUUGCCCAAGAACCAAGGGGAUGCCGAUUUCCACCGGGAAGCUUCACUUGCCACCUCCCAGCAAUCCACCUCUACCAGCCCUCUGGAUCAGCCCUUUCUCCGAGAAAGGUUCCAUCCUGGUUCUCAGCCCACAUGGAAGAAGAUCCAUGAAAGGGUAUGCAGUCUUCUUACAUCCCACAGAGCUCAGCAGCAUGUGAACAAGGAAGAUUCUACCUUUGAAAUAAAUGAUAACCUUGAAAGACCAGUCUGCUCUCCAAUGAAAUACCCACUGCAUGAAGAGAUAUAUUUUUAACUGCUGUUAUAAGGGAAAAUGAUGAAGGCUGCUGGAGGAUCACGAAGAGCUUGCUCAAGACAACUACACAUCCUUGGAGAAAUGAACAAUGAUCUUUGUUGUCUCUAUUGAGUUACUGGUGUCUAAUCCCCUUUAUAUCAAACCCUGUAUUCAUUCUUUUUUGCCCAGGUAAGAAUUAUUGAUUAAAAUGUUUGCUGUUUGGGGCUCACAUUUUCUUGUCACCUGGAACAUUGUGUUUU